CAACCGCUAUUCUCAGCCCUCAAAACAGAGCUGGUGCAUAGGCGUAUAAAAGUGCGACAGGAUGACACAGACAUAAGUGUUUUGCUAAAGAAGCUUAAAUAGAACCCGAAACUCUCUCUAGUUUGGGACGUGGUAUGUGAUAACACUACAGCGAUAGAGCGAAAGCAGCAUGAAGGUGACAAUCCUGCUCAUCUGCUCCUGCCUGGUCUGGGGAGGCCUGGGGAAGCCACAGUUUCCUGACCAAGAGAAAGAUCCCCUGUUCUGGAACACAUGGGCCCAGCGUACUUUGAAGAAUGCCCUCACACUUCAGAAGCUCAAUCAAAACACUGCAAAGAACCUCAUCCUCUUCCUUGGUGAUGGAAUGGGCAUUCCCACAGUGACGGCAGCACGAAUACUGAAGGGGCAGCUGAGCAGACAGAGUGGGGAAGAGACCCAGCUGGAGAUGGACAAGUUCCCCUUUGUUGCGCUUUCCAAGACAUAUAACACCAAUGCCCAGGUGGCAGACAGUGCGGGUACGGCCACAGCAUACCUCUGUGGGGUGAAGGCCAACGAGGGCACGGUGGGUGUGAGUGCAGCUGCCGUCCGUUCCCAGUGCAACACCACACAGGGCAACGAGGUCACCUCCAUCCUCAGAUGGGCCAAGGAAGCCGGCAAGUCAGUGGGAAUAGUCACGACAACGCGUGUGAACCAUGCCACCCCCAGUGCGGCUUAUGCCCACUGUGUUGACAGGGACUGGUACUCCGAUGGAGAGAUGCCCGCUGAGGCAGUACAGGCGGGCUGCAAGGACAUCGCCAGGCAGCUCUUUGAGAACAUUCCUAACAUUGAUGUGAUUAUGGGAGGAGGGAGGAAGUACAUGUUCCCCAAAAACCAGUCAGAUGUGGAGUAUCCUGGAGAGAAGAAACACUUCGGUACGCGCAUCGAUAGAAGGAACUUGGUGGAGGAGUGGAAUAACAGAAUGAAAAACAAGAACGCCCACUAUGUAUGGAACAAGAAGGAACUUUUAUCGCUAAAUCCUAAUAGUGUGGAUUACCUUUUGGGUCUGUUUGAGCCUGGAGAUCUUCCCUAUGACCUGGAGAGAAACAAUGAGACAGAUCCUUCACUGACAGAGAUGGUGGAGGUGGCCAUCAAGAUCCUGAAGAAAAACCCCAGCGGAUUCUACCUGCUGGUGGAGGGGGGGCGCAUCGACCACGGACAUCACGAGGGUAAAGCCAAGCAGGCCCUGCAUGAGGCAGUGGAGAUGGACCGGGCCAUUGGCCACGCCGGCCUCAUGACCAGCAUAUAUGACACAAUGACUGUCGUCACUGCUGACCACUCUCACAUGUUCAACUUCGGAGGCUACACUCCAAGGGGGAACACAAUUUUUGGACUGGCUCCCAUGUUGAGUGAUGUGGACCAGAAGCCCUUCACCGCCAUCUUAUAUGGGAACGGACCAGGGUUCAAAGUAGUCAAUGGUCUGAGAGAGAACGUCUCCACCCUUGACUAUGAGGAAAAUAACUACAAGGCCCAGUCUGCAGUGCCGCUGAGUAUGGAGACUCAUGGAGGAGAGGAUGUGGCUGUGUUUGCUAAGGGCCCUAUGGCUCACCUGCUGCACGGUGUACACGAGCAGAACUACAUUCCCCAUGUCAUGGCUUAUGCUGCCUGCAUUGGCCAGAACAGAGACCACUGCAUGUCAUCCAGUAGAGCCUCUAGUCUCAGCGCUGCUCUGCCCAGCCUGACAGCUCUCCUCACACUCAUCUGCCUCUUCUGCUGACCUUUCACCCCAACCCCCCUCCUGCACUACCCCCACCCCUCCUCUCUGUAUAUAUGUAUUACUCCCACACCUUUUUUAUAGUGUGGAUAUAAUGCGGAUUGGAUUCUUCCUCUAUUGUUGAUUUUUUAAAAAUCAUUCUGUACAGUUUAAUGACUUUGGGAACAAUGUAAGGGCAUUUAAAGUGGAACCGACAGCGUUUUAACUACUUUGCAGCUAUGGAAUCGACAGACAAUCAUAAUAUCAGUCAACAAUAUCAAAUUCCCAGUUAAUCCUACAAAAUCAACUUUAUAAGAGAUUUUAAAAAUAGGUUCUAUUUGACUCAACAUUCCAUGACGUACAUUAAGGCAUUGUUGGCAGAAUAGAUGGAUGUAGUUCAAAGCAUGAUUAAUAUAAUUCACCAAUACAUUUGGUGUAAAUACAUUAUGUUGUAAAUCACAACUGGCCUCCAUUCGGGAUGCACUGUUUCAUUUUCAAUGACUCAAUAUUUUGGACAAAAACUGACGAAUGUAACUAAGGCAGGGAAUGUCAAUACAAUCAAACUAGCAAGGGCAAUGAUCACAAGUCAGCCAUAAUGUGGCUAAUAUGCUAGCGUAUCUAUUUAUGUAGCUAGCUAAAAACACAGAGCCUAGCGUUAGCUAGAUAGCUAGCUAGCUGCUAGGAGGACGUCAUGAGUGAGUGAGGACGUUGGUGAGGACAUUCACCGACUUUUCCCCCUCAUAUCAUUUUUUGGUGGCUACACAGCUAGAGAUGCACGUGUCAUUUGGUUAGCUAGAAAUACAUGUGAAUCGCUUUGAUUGGUAGCUAUGCUGAAUGCCUGUUAUCCAGUUAGCAUUUCUCUUGUGUUCGCAAAUUCACUCUGGCUAGCCAUCUACUCCGAUUUCAGAGUGCUCCGAGUGUGCCAGAGCGCUGAAUAACUGAUCAAUUUACGAACACGCAAGACCUGCUGAAUAUGACCGGUGUCAGUAACCAUAGGCAAAAAAAGUUAUAGUUAUUCACGAAUGCUCUAUAUAACAUGUAAACAGCCUAACCAGCUCUGCUCGGCGAGUAAAAUUGUCAGUGAGGUGUUCUCUCAUUUGUGUCUGGUAGUAGCUAGCUAGCAAGCUUAUCAACUUUGGCCAGUUAGCUUGGGUGCUUGGUUGGGACAACGCAUGCAUUGGUAGGCAAGCUGCAGAAGGAUGAGCAGGCUAUUCCCCAUCAUUUAUCAGUGCAAUUUUGAUGGCCAACAAGAUAAAAUAUUUUAGAGGGUUGUUGUUGAUGUGCAUAUAGGGAAAGACACCCUACCUUUUUAUGGUUGUUUGAUCAAUAGGACUGUAAAGUUCCCAAAUGUAAGUGGACUCCUGUGGUAUUUAGCUACAUUUUUGCAGAAAUCCAUUCAAGUGUAUUUUGUGGCUUUUGCAGAAUGCGUUCUAUCUAAAGUUGCGCUGUUGCAACUGCCUGUAAACACACAGUCCAGUUCAAAGUGAAUGAUGGCAGGCCCUUGUGGCAAAUGGCUUGUUUGCAUAUAGGCCUACUGUACCUCUGAUUGGCUAUGGCGCAUCGGUCUGCAUAGACUCCGGUUCUGGAUGAGACAUGUUUUUAUUAGGGUUUUAUUUACUGCAGUGUUUAUUAUUUGUCCAAACGCACGGCUGCUUCCCCACUCUAUAUUGCUACACUAUUUUCACAAAUACCUUAGUAUAUGUAAUUCUCAAACAUUCUAAGAAUUUAUGAAAACAUGAAAAUGACCGUAUCUAAGUCCUCACUUGUCAUAAAUUGUAUAAAAUAAGUUAUUCUUCCUGGGGGUGCAUAUGGACAUAUUUUAAUAAGAUUUCAUGUUGCUAAAAUGCUGUCAGAAUAUUGGUAAUGUUCAAUCAGAUUUAGUGUUAGGGAAAAUAAGAGGAUAUCACUUUAUUUCUAUUGUAACAUAUAGGAUAGGUUGUGUUAUUUUACUUUGGUAUUGAUCACUAUUCAGGUAACACCAAAACUAUGUGAAGAAUUCUGUCAUAUCAGUUGGUUUAAGAGAAGGGUAUAUCUCUGAAUUUAUAUCAAUCAUUGUAUGGGGUAAAUAACCUCCCAGUAUUAAUGACAAAGCAAUGUUGCUGCCCACCUAUAUAUUUGUUGUCUGUCAAUUCCAUGACUGGAUCAGGCAACUUUUCAAAGAAGCCAGUUCUUUUCCUAAAUUAGAAACCUAAUGUAACGUUCCCCUAGUUUUGAAUAGGAAUAUAUUAAAACAGUAUAUACAAACAGUAAACAGAAUUUACUUCAUAAGCUCCCAUCAGAUUCCCUAAACAAUCGAGUAAAUGUUACAAUAAGGAAAGUAGAUGCUAUUUUGUAUGUAUGGUACAAACAAACAAACCAAAACAAUUAAUUCCAUGUCCUUUGUACAUACUUCCCGAAAGCACUGAAUGAAAAGUCAACCCCUGUCAGAAUUUCAUAGAAAUAAGUUAGCCAAUAAAGGAAGUCCUGUUGGUUUCUGGAAAUGUUGUGUUUACAUUAUUGGUGUGUUGACUGUAAAUGGUAGAUAAUGUGUCAGUUUGCCAGGAACUGAUUUUGGUUGCACUUUCAAUAAGCAUUAUGGGUAUGUUGUGUCUUUGGCAUCAUUAAACUGAAGACUUAUUUAUC
Messenger RNA from Salvelinus namaycush (lake trout), 4348 nucleotides. Its product is annotated as alkaline phosphatase-like. Gene Ontology annotation, biological process: dephosphorylation. Lineage: Eukaryota; Metazoa; Chordata; Actinopteri; Salmoniformes; Salmonidae. Gene Ontology annotation, cellular component: plasma membrane. Bases 170 to 1750 code for a protein of 526 amino acids. The record is from RefSeq and is a predicted model, not a curated record. The transcript is spliced from 12 exons. Gene Ontology annotation, molecular function: alkaline phosphatase activity.